Messenger RNA from Dothidotthia symphoricarpi CBS 119687, 1411 nucleotides. RefSeq lists its product as uncharacterized. The coding region runs from base 441 to 1199 and encodes 252 amino acids. Lineage: Eukaryota; Fungi; Ascomycota; Dothideomycetes; Pleosporales; Dothidotthiaceae. The record is from RefSeq and is a predicted model, not a curated record. The transcript has a single exon.
CGCAUAUCUCCUCGGCCCGUAGUCCGUACGCCAAACAGGGAUCCCGACAGCAUGGGCAAACCUGCACUUUUGUUUUUCGCGGCUCCACAACCGCCAACGUCGCAGGAACGGUGGGGCGUCGUUGCUGCGUAGAACAAUCCUCGACGCCUUCUCCCGCUACCUACCGUCCCUGCCUGAACCACGGUUUGGCCAAACAAGCAAAACGUGGCAGAACGCCCGCGCGAAGGAAGACGUUAGCACUACCUUGAUUGCGCGUCAUCUGCGGCAGAUCCCUCUUCGACGUCAGUAUAGGGGGCCCCCCACUCAGACCUCGCUGCGGCCUGCCCACGUCUCGUUUGCCUCCCGGCCUUGUGGGGUCGUCGGCGAUUACUGAGCACUAGGGAAACUGCCCGGCAACUCUCAGGGCCAUGCGCCUGGAGACGUCAGUCCACGUCGCCGCCAUGCCCGCCCUCGUGGUCGACACGUCCAGCACCGCCUCGUCAACCGGCGCGCGCUCGCCAGACCGCCCGCCCGUGUCGCCCAUCACGCCCACGACGACAGCAGCCCAGCUCGCACCGCUCCCGCGCGCCGACCGCGACCACGAUGAGCAAGCACGCCCCGCGCCCCCGCCGCCCGCAACCUUCAUCAAGCAGCCCUCGUCGAUCGCCAUCUCCGAGUCCUCAAACCCCGACGCCAUCGCCCUGCGCUCCGCGAUAUCACUCCUCCAACUCCAGCGCGAAAAAAGCAAGCGCGACCUCCAAGCGCUCGAGGACCUGAAAGCCGCCGCCGUGUCGGACCCGCACAGCUUCGUGCGCUCACUACAAGAGCAGCGCUCACAAGUACAAACACAUACCGACAUCCUGACCCCCACGCUAUCCGACCUCGACCACGAACAACGCCGCAAAGACUCCGCCAGCAUGGACGCGCCCCCGCCCCGCGCAGCGUUCCCCGCCAUCCCCCAACCCCAGAACAUCGUCCGCUGUCCGCCCGUAAAUUGGGCGAAAUACCACGUCGUAGGCGAGCCGCUGGACAGGAUGCACGACGAGCAGCGCAAGUGGCCCGGCGCGCCUGAACCGCCGAAACUGCAGUCUGGUAUGAGAGCCCCGCCGCAUGCGGUUGCGGCGCCGUAUUCGCCGUUUGUGGAUGGCGUUGGGCAGGGCGCGGGGUUGCCGGCGCCAGUGUCGGUCAAGGGGGUGAAGAAGUCGCCGGCGCGGCCGUGAGGGGGGGUUACAUGUUACUCGAGGAGUGUGUGUUGAGGUUUACUCGAGAGCGUGGCAUGGGCGCUGGCUGCUUGCACGCAUGCAUCUCUGAAGAAGAAAGACAGUAUAUAGGUUCCCUUACGAUAGACGAUGUUUGACGAAUAGACGACAACACACAUAGGCAUAAACUUAAGAAUAGGCAAGAAGCAAAGUAUCUUCAUAGUAGAUCUGCG